AUGGCGGGUACUGCCCUGGCGGGCUCAGCUGGCCUGGUCCAACACCUCCGGUCAUUCUUUGCCACCUUCGGCGUACCGGAGGAGCUCUCGAGCAACGGUGGCCCGGAAUUCAAGGCGAGCCACACUGAGGACUUCCUCCGCUUAUGGCACGUCAGACACCGUGUGUCUUCCGUUAGCUUUCCGCAGUCGAAUGGGAGGGCGGAGGUUGCGGUUAAGACUGCUAAGCGCCUCUUGAUGUCCAACACCGGCGCGUCGGGCAGCCUUGAUCAGGACCGCUUCCUGCGCGCUAUGCUGCAGUUGCGUAACACGCCUGACCCCGACUGCGACCUCUCGCCAGCACAGAUCAUCUUCGGCCACCCCCUUCGUGGCUCGCUCUCCUUCAUGAACCGCCUCGAGAAGUUCUCGAACCCGCAUAUUCGCCUGCUAUGGCGCGAGGCAUGGGCGGCGAAGGAGGACGCCCUUCGGACCCGUAUGUCCCGUACCACCGAGUCUCUGGGGACUCACUCGAGGCCGCUCCGCCCAUUGGCACUCGGCGAAAGGGUAUUCCUCCAGAACCAGCAAGGCCCGAGCCCCCACAAAUGGGACAGGUCAGGGAUCGUGGUGGAGUCGCCGCGCCACGACCAGUAUCGGGUCAGGGUUGACGGUUCGGGACGUCUGACACUGCAACCGGCGGUUCCUCCGUGCCUACACGCCAGCCACACCCUGCGCCCGUGA
This is a messenger RNA of Notothenia coriiceps (black rockcod), 714 nucleotides long. RefSeq lists its product as uncharacterized. The coding region runs from base 1 to 714 and encodes 237 amino acids. The record is from RefSeq and is a predicted model, not a curated record. Lineage: Eukaryota; Metazoa; Chordata; Actinopteri; Perciformes; Nototheniidae. Gene Ontology annotation, biological process: DNA integration. The transcript has a single exon. Gene Ontology annotation, molecular function: nucleic acid binding.